Durio zibethinus is the source of this 1343-nucleotide messenger RNA. Its product is annotated as WAT1-related protein At5g40240-like. Gene Ontology annotation, molecular function: transmembrane transporter activity. Lineage: Eukaryota; Viridiplantae; Streptophyta; Magnoliopsida; Malvales; Malvaceae. Gene Ontology annotation, cellular component: membrane. The record is from RefSeq and is a predicted model, not a curated record.
UAAGUUUAACAGCAACUUUAAGUUACCCAGUUUCCAGCAAUCUGGAGAGAUAGAGAAGAAUGAGAGUUGGAAAGAUGAAAGUAAAGUCCUGCUUAGUUGACUUGGCGCCAUUUGCAGCCAUGGUGGCUGUGGAGUGCCUGGAUGUUGGCUUAACUACACUCAGCAAAGCUGCCAUGUCCAAAGGGAUGAGUCACUUUGUCUUUGUUGUCUACUCCAAUUCUCUGGCUUCUGUCAUUCUUCUUCCUGCUGCUUUUUUCUGCACUAGGAAAAAGAGGCCACCAAUUACUUUACCUUUGCUAUGCAAGUUUUUCCUCCUAAGCGUUGCUGGGAUUACUUUGAUGCAGAACUGCGUAUUCACCGGUGUAAACUACAGUUCUCCGACCCUUGCUUCUGCUCUUGGCAACUUAAUUCCAGCUUUCACUUUCUUACUUGCUGUUAUCUUCAGGAUGGAAAAGCUAGAAUUGAGAAGCUCAAGGAGUCAGAUCAAAAUCUUGGGCACCUUGGUAUCCAUUUCUGGAGCACUGAUUAUGACCAUUUACAAGGGUCCUCCACUACUUUCCCCACCAUCUCAACUACACUCACAACCAUCUCCCUCAACCAUGUUAACAACAACAACAGCAACAACAAACAAUUGGAUCAUAGGUGGACUCUUCGUUGCCAUUGCUUGUUUGUCCCUUUCAGUAAACAUCAUUGGUCAGGCGGCAAUUCUUAAGGGGUAUCCCUCAGAGAUAACACUAGUGUCCUUCUAUUGCUUCUUUGGGAGCAUUCAAUGCACAUUGGUUGCCUUGAUUGCUGAAAGAAACCCAAAUGCUUGGAAAUUGAGUCCUGAUGUUGAACUCAUCUCAGUGGUCUACUCGGCCCUAUUUGGAAGUGUGGUAACGUUUGCUGUGAUAGCAUGGUGCAUACGACGGAAAGGGCCAGUCUUUGUAGCCAUGUUCAAACCCUUAAGUAUUGCUAUUGCUGCCUUCUUGGGGUUCAUUUUCCUUGGAGAAACGCUAUAUAUUGGAAGCAUUGUUGGAGCAGCCAUCAUUGUUACUGGCUUUUACGGAGUGAUAUGGGCGCAGUCCAAAGAAGAAAAGGACGAAAUCGUCAACAUGCAUAAGCUACAGUCGUCGUCCUCGUCGUCAUCAUCAUCAUCGUCAUCAUCAAACACCCCUCUCUUACAUGGACAUCUUGAUGCAUAAAUGAUAGUGUCUUUUUUUCUUGUUAAUGAAUAAGAGGAUGAGAAUUCUUAUUAUUUGCUAGCAACUGAGCCCUUCUUUAUAAAUGUGUGAAUUAUCGAUAUAUCCACUCCUACGAAAAAAUUGCAGUUAGGUAACGUCCGGUUCGAAAAAAUUCAUAAA